UCAUUGCUAAAAUUUACAAUACUGUCAACAAAACAUUCUCAUCAAUGGCUCAUCCAGGUGACGCAGCUAUUCCAGUUCCAUACAUUUCAAAACUUGGUGCUAAAUUACAACCUGGCCAAACUCUUGUCGCACAUGGUACUGUCGAAUCGGAUGCAACACAUUUUGAAGUGAAUCUUUUAAAUGGUUCAACGAAUAUCGAAACAUCAAAAUCAACCAUUUUUCAUAUGAAAGUUUAUUUCAAAGAAAACAAAGUGGUCUACAACACUUAUGAGAAUGGUAAAUGGGGAAAGGAGGAGAAAUCAUCGAAUCCGUUUAAAAAAGGUGACAAUUUUGAUCUUCGCAUACGAAUUCACGAAGAUAAAUUGGAAAUUUUCGGGAACCAGAAAGAGCUUCAUGCUUAUAAAUCUCGUAUCAGUAUUGAUACUGUGGAAUAUCUGACCAUUCGUGGAAAUGUCGCAUUAAAUGGUGUACAUUGGGGUGGUCGUUAUUAUAGUUUGCCAUUUGAAACACAAUUUCCAGGAGGUCAUCUAAAUGCCGAAGAACGAGUUUACUUGUACGGUAUUCCGAAAGGUGAACGUUUCGAGAUUGAUUUCUUAGCAAGAAAUGGUGAUAUUCUAUUUCACUUCAAUCCACGUUUCAAAGAAAAACAAGUAAUACGCAAUGCAGAAAUUGGUGGCGUUUGGGGACAAGAAGAACGUGAAGGAAUAUUUCCGUUCAAGAAGGAUAUCGGUACCGAUAUUACCUUUCAUAAUGCACCUUAUUCUAUUCAGAUAUUUGUGGAUGGUAAACGUUAUUGUACAUUUGCGCAUCGUACAUCAAAUCCUGGUGAUGAUUAUAUGGCUCUUCGAGUAGCUGGUGAUUUUGAGUUAGUCGGGAUGGAAUUUACGAUGUAAACGGAGUAUUUUCACUUGGCUUUAUUUUUUUCUUGGC
Messenger RNA from Loa loa (African eye worm), 930 nucleotides. RefSeq names its product galactoside-binding lectin family protein. Gene Ontology annotation, molecular function: galactoside binding; carbohydrate binding. The coding region runs from base 45 to 893 and encodes 282 amino acids. NCBI's taxonomy places the organism in Eukaryota, Metazoa, Nematoda, Chromadorea, Rhabditida, Onchocercidae. The record is from RefSeq and is a predicted model, not a curated record. The transcript is spliced from 7 exons.